Molecule: messenger RNA, 2067 nt
Organism: Lichtheimia ornata
Lineage: Eukaryota; Fungi; Mucoromycota; Mucoromycetes; Mucorales; Lichtheimiaceae
Exons: 4
Coding region: 1-2067 (688 amino acids)
Source: RefSeq, a predicted model, not a curated record
AUGCUCUGCUUCGCGCUUUCCGCUAUUUCUCUCUGCUUUUCUGAACCUGCUCUUCUUGUUGCGUUUCCGUUUGCUUGCCUUGUGCAGCUUUUGGGUGUCCCUGCCGCGUUCUCGUUUGCCUUUGGCUACGUUCUUUCUCACUUUUGGCCUUCUUUUGUUGCCUAUUGGUCCUCUUUUGUUGGCUUCUUGAAGAAGUGCAUGUCCAUUUCCAACCCCCGUUCUAUGAAACGUUUGCUUCAAGCAAAACCAACCUCGAACUUCAAGUCGCCUGUGUCCCCACCUUUGGCUGGCCUUGUUGUUGAAUGCCUCUCUCCUCGCGCGGAAGGUCUUCAAGUACGCUCUGUUCACGCUGUACGCUUUUCUCCUUCUUUCCGUUGUCCUGCUGGUGUUCCCUGUGUCCAUGAGGGUAACCAAGUUGUCUCUGGCUGUUGCGUUGGUCUUGGUGCUGCUCUUCGCUCUGCUUCUCAUGUUGCUCCUUCUUGUGUUUCGGCUGUUGGCGAUGCUGUUGGUGGUGAUUCUCUUGUCGUUGGUGAUUCUGAUGUCCCUCCCAGUGGCGAAGUUGUUGGAGGUGAUCCUGUUGAUGAUGGUCCUGUUGAGAUUCCUGCUGUUUCUUUUGUUGGUGAUGCCGUUGAAGCUUCUGGUGUUCGUUGUGCUGAUGAUGGUGUUGUUGAAGACACUCAUCCCGUUGCUGCUGCUGAUGAUGACGAUGUUCCUGUUGGUGGCGAAGCCCUUACUUUUGGUGGUGAAGCCGUUCCUGUUGCUGUUCGUGGUGCUGAUGACGCUGUUAGUGGUGAAGCUGUUGAUGUUGCUUUUGCUGGUGAAGCCGUUCCUGUUGCUGUUCGAGGUGCUGAUGACGCUGUUGGUGAUGAAGCUGUUCGUGUUGCUGUUCGUGGUGCUGAUGACGCUGUUCGUGGUGAAGCUGUUCGUGUUGCUUUUGGCGAUGAAGCUCUUGGUGUUGAUGAAGAUGCUGUUGCUCACGUUGGUGAAGAUGUGCCCGCUGUCCUUGCUGUUCGUGGUGUUGCUAUUGCUGAUGAUGCCCCUGCUGUUCCUGCUGUUGGUGACGAAGCUGCUGUUGAUGGUGUUGACGAUGAUGAUGUGUUUGACGAGCUUGCCUUCCUCUUUCACCACUUGAGUGUGGAUGAUCCAUUUGAUGAGGACACGCACAUGGCGGAACCUGUUGACUGGCGGUAUGUGGAGCCACGUGAUGAUAUGGAUGUUGAUGACGAUUUGCUUUCCGUCAUGUCAAUCAGUUUGGGCAACUCUCCUUUCUUCCAUGACGAUGAUCCAAUUAUGAUUGAUAUGCCUUCUCCUCUUUUACCACCACGGCCCGCAACACCUCCUCCAUCACCUCCACCAUCACCUACGCCCAUCCCUAUGGAGGUUGAUACAACCAUCAUCACUACCGCCACCACCACAAUCACCACUAACACCGCCACUACAACCACUCCUAUGCCCAAUCUUAUCCCUGAUCCCAUUCCUGUCAUUGCCACCACCACUACCGAUAUCGUACCUAUUACCACUACUUCCGCUACCGCUAUUGUUACCUCUCCUCCUCCUAGUCCUCCUCUCAAUCCCGCUAUGUCAUUCAUUUUAUCACGAAUUCAACACCUCCGCACUCGUACAACACCAUCAUCUAAUUCCGCAACACCCACUUCUGCUACUACUACACCCACCACUAAUGCCGCUAUCACCGCCUCCUCACGUCCUCUGGUCAAUACCAAUAUGCCACCACCACCACCUCGACCACGACGCAUCACUCUUACCGUUACGCCACCCACCACAUCAUCAUCAUCCACCGCAACAUCCACUCGUUCCUCUGGUAUUGUGCGACCAGAUAUGCCUCCUCCUCCUCCACGACCACCACGAGUAACCGCAACACCUUCUUCUACUUCUCGCCGAUCCUCAUCAUCAUCAUCAUCAUCAAACACCGCAACCACUUCAACACGUCGUGAAUCCGCACAAUCCCAACAACAACAACAACCUGUCACCACCACUUCCGCAACACCAUCAUCAUCAUUACCUUCCGAUGUGCGUGAAUCACAAGAGGCCCUUGGCCUAUUUGAUUGA